Messenger RNA from Alternaria rosae, 1332 nucleotides. RefSeq lists its product as uncharacterized. The record is from RefSeq and is a predicted model, not a curated record. Lineage: Eukaryota; Fungi; Ascomycota; Dothideomycetes; Pleosporales; Pleosporaceae. The transcript is spliced from 2 exons. Bases 77 to 1252 code for a protein of 391 amino acids.
GGCAUCCUUUCUUGGUCAUUGCAACAAACUUUCCAGUCUUUCCUUUCCUGUUUCUUUAUACUGACGGCUUUCGACAAUGGACCCAUCGGGUUGUCUCGCCCUUUCCACACGAACGGACUUUACAGCAUACAUCAAUCUGCUCCGCAACGCCACGGGCGGAGACUUCAGCCUUGUGAAAGACUGCAAAACCAAUGUAUGCGGAGCAUUAUGGGGCUCAGGAAAUCCAGAUAUCAGUGGCAUUGGUAUGGCGAUUGGUUACAUCCUUGAAAGCAUCAUAUGCGCAUGUCUUGUAGCGACAUCGAUGUGGUUUGAAGGAAGCGUCAAAGGCCAUCCAGGCCUUGGGAAGUUAUUGGUCGCGAACGCUACAAGAACCUUUUUCGACAGCGCCGUCUUUUUUACCUUCGCGAUACAGACUGCCAGCAUCGUAACACUCUCUGGGGUUGACUUUGGGGUCAACGCCGUUGGGAUGGGCGGGUUCACAGUUGAGAUUGCUUGGCUUGUCUCGUCGCUCACGCUUCUACCUCUCCUUCCGAUGGUGUUGCGUUCACGAAUGUUUUUGGAAAGCAGCGCAACAGAUGUGGCUAGAAGACGGUCGUCUAGUGGUACUGAUGUUCAAGAAGAUGGAUACGAAGAGCCAAGAAGCGGCGCUGAUGGACACCCUGGGCCCCUCUCCGAUGCUCGUAGAGGACAACGUUUUGUUUUGUUCGUUAUAUGCUGGGCUAUGGGCUUUUGCCCUUUCUUCUCUCGCAUGGGAGGAACUUUUGGUGAAAGCCGGAUCGGAAAUGCGCCAAACACCGCCAUAACAACGGAAGAAUGGAGCGUGAUCGCGGGCGUCUGUUUUGAAGGCGUUAGCACUCUCAGCUCACAUGAGCGCAAUCUCACCACAGCGUUUGGCAUUAUCAGCUAUUUGCUGUUGUCCAUUGUCGUCAUCUCGAAGAUCCUUUCCUCCGCUUUAGAGGACAUGGACCACAAACAAACCUGGCUGACAAAGUGCUGUUCUGCGUUUAGUGGAGGUUUUGUCGGGUGGUAUGCAGAACUAGGAAUCAACGUUGUCGUUGCCAUCGCACUAGUUGUACAAUUCUGGGCGCUCUUUCGGCUACGACAGCUACAAAGUGUCAUGAUCCGAGCAGCUGGUGGGAGUUUUCCAGAUGGGCAGUGGACUUUUGGUCAAAUUGUAGCCACCGUCGUUUUCGUUCCAGUCGCUGCCGAAGUAUUGUUUGUGUGGAAGAGACGUUCACUGUAUCUUGGAUAGAAGCAUGCAAAUAAAACAUUGAAGAAGACGUGGUAUUCGGCUGGCGAUUACGCACAUGAUGUAAAUCGUAUUACUAACCC